Diospyros lotus (date-plum) is the source of this 2528-nucleotide messenger RNA. RefSeq lists its product as uncharacterized. The transcript has a single exon. The record is from RefSeq and is a predicted model, not a curated record. NCBI's taxonomy places the organism in Eukaryota, Viridiplantae, Streptophyta, Magnoliopsida, Ericales, Ebenaceae. The coding region runs from base 242 to 2236 and encodes 664 amino acids.
UUUUAUCCUCUCACUCUGUCACUCUCUCUCUCUCCUCUCACUCUGUCACUCUCUCUCUCUCUUACAGUGUUAUGUUGUGGUGUUGCAAUAAUAAGCAAAAAAGAUAAAGAGGAAUCGUUUCUUUUCGCUAGAGACAAGCCUCAUCUCGUCAUCUCCCAUCUCCCCGACCCCCCAGCCAAAGCUAAAGCCUUUUCUUCUCUCAAACCCUUAAUGGCCGCAACAAGGUAAUCUCCAGUCGACUAUGAAGAUCACUUCCAAGUCGAUCCUCAGCCCCGGCCACGCCGUCAGAGACCCGCCGGUCUCUCUCUCCACCUCGCUCAGUCGCCGCCUCCGCACCAACCGUAGCCUCAAGGGCGGCCAGUCCCCCAUGUUCCCCACCGCCGCCAAGAAACGCGGCGGCGCCGCCUUCGACAACCCCGAGCCGUCUUCCCCGAAAGUCACCUGCAUUGGCCAAGUCCGGGUCAAGACAAAGAAGCAGGGGAAGAAGCUCCGGACCCGCCGUGCCGGCGAGGUCAGCUUCCGCCGCAUUGAACAGAAUGCGAAUCAGUCCACUCAGCCGCCGCAGGAUUGCUUGCGGCAGAGGAACCAGAAAUGGGUUCAUUUACCCCUCACGAUUUGCGAGGCUUUGAGGGCGUUUGGGGCAGAGUUCAGCUGCUUGUUCCCCUGCCGGUCGUCAUGCUUUUCCACCGGCGAGAGGGGGAAGGAGGAGAAACCGGCUGGCGGAGGGGAGCAGCAGAGUUCUUGCGGCGCGGUGUUUGCGCGGUGGUUGGUGGCGGUGGAGGGCGGAAAAGGGGGGAGAGAGAUUGAAUUGGUGGUGGGAGGAGAGGAAGAGAGACUGGAAAUGGAAAGCAGGGAGAGGGCUUUUAGGAGGCAUGGCGAUUUCGUGGUGGAAGGAGAGAUUGGUGCGGUCAAAGGAGAGAGCUUUGCAGUAAAGAAUGAAGUUUUGGAGGAAGAAGAAGAAGAAGGCAGAGUGAGUAUUUGUGUUCCUCCCAAGAAUGCUUUGUUGUUGAUGAGAUGUAGAUCUGAUCCCAAUAGAAUAUCGGCUCUCGCCAGUCGAUUCUGGGAGUCGACUGCUCUCCAGGUUGAACAGGAAGAAGAUGAUGAGCAAGAAGAAGAAGAUGAUGAUGAGGAAGGGCAUGAAGAUGGUACUGUAGACCAAGCUGAGUCAAGAUUAAUGGAGGAUAAAGAGGUUGAAAUGGCUGAGAAAUUGGUGGGCAGUGAAACCAGCGAGGAAGAGCAAGACAGCCCAAAUGCAGAAGCUGAAGAAAAAGAAAACCCAGAAGCUGAAAAAUUAGAAAUCAGUGGGGAACUGGUAGAAGAAGAAGAAGAAGAAGAAGAUGAUGAUGGUGAUGGUGAAGAAGAAAGUCAAGAAAAGGAAAUGGAAGAAGAAAGUCAAGAAAAUGAGUUGACUCAAUUGAGUGGUUGUUCGUCCGAAGAUUUUCUAGAUCCAGAGAACCCGGAAGAGGAAGAGAGAAGAGAGAGCCAUCAUUCUUCUUCUUCUUCAGUAGUUUCAGAGCAAUCAGAUUUAGCAGACGAAAAUGAAGCGGAGUAUGAAGAAGCUACAUUGGAAGAAGAAGAAGGAGACGAGGAGGAGGAGGGAAAAGAAGAGAAGUCAACGGAAGAGAAAGAGACCCAAGAAAGGCCUUUGGAAGAGGAGCAAGAAGUGACAGUGACCCAAGAGAGAUCGGAAUCAGAAGAAACCCAGAAAGAUGAAGAAAGGGCGGAUCAGCCACAAGAGAGAGAAGAAGAAGAAGGAAGCCAUGGGAAGGAUAAGAGAGAAAGCAGCAGCGAAGUGUUGCCGGAAUGCUUGCUGUUGAUGCGGUACGAGCCCAAGCUGUCAAUGGAGGUUUCCAAAGAGACGUGGGUUUGCAGUACGGACUUCGUCCGGUGGCUGCCGGAGAGACGUCAGCCGGCGGUCGAAAAAACCGGUGGCGACGACAAUGAGGGGAAGAAGAGGGCCAGUACGAACUCCUACAAUGCAGCGGCGCCGCAACAGCCUCCGCGCUCGUCCUGCUCGUUGCCGGCGACGGCGGCGGCGUCCAUGGCGGCCAUGAUAGAGCAGAGGCUGGUCAGCGCCGUGGCUUACGAGCCCUUCGUCUUGACUCGCUGCAAGUCAGAGCCCAUGAGGACAGCGGCGGCUAAGCUUGCGCCGGACACCUGUUUCUGGAAGAACAGGAAGCUUGAGCCGCUCCGCCGAGCCACUUUGGGAGUUGGCGCCGCGGGAGUCGGCUUCUAAGCCCAGCUGAUCGUGGAAACUGGAAAGGGGGGUCAUCAAUCAGGUGUAGGCGGUCGCAUGGGAAAGAAACUCUCGUGCUGUGGCAUGGUUGUACAUUUUUUGUUUGGUAGCGUUUUCUCAGCGGUUUUGUUUUGUUUUCUUUUCUUUUCUUUUUAACCGUAAGUAUUGUUAGAUUCACUCUCUGAUAUGCAUCUUUGCCCCAUCCAUUCCCCCAUCUCUCUUAGUGCAUGUGAUGAUGUUAGUUGGUAUUGGUGUACAUCUCGAUCAAUCAGAGCCGUUAAAUUUGUUGGAA